AUGGACGGCUUUACCGAGAAGCAGAUCGAGGAGCUGCGCGAGGCGUUUCGCGUGUUUGACAAAGACGGCAAUGGCGACAUUACUGCCGUCGAACUGGGCGAUGUGAUGCGCAGUCUGGGCCAGAACCCCUCGGAGACCGAGCUGGAGGACAUGAUCAACGAGAUCGAUACGGACCGGAAUGGCACCAUUAGUUUUGAGGAAUUCCUCGGGAUGAUGUCGACCAAGAUGAAGCACACCGACACCGAGACGGAGCUGCGCGAGGCGUUCAAAGUGUUCGACAAGGACGGCAGCGGCUCGAUCUCGGCGCAGGAGCUGUACGAAGUCAUGAAGGCCAUCGGCGAGAAUCUCACCGAGGCAGAGGUCCGAGACAUGGUGGCCGAGGCGGACAAGAAUGGCGACGACAUGAUUGACUAUGAGGAGUUUGUCGAGCUCAUGCAGCAGGGAUAG
This is a messenger RNA of Penicilliopsis zonata CBS 506.65, 447 nucleotides long. RefSeq lists its product as hypothetical. NCBI's taxonomy places the organism in Eukaryota, Fungi, Ascomycota, Eurotiomycetes, Eurotiales, Aspergillaceae. The record is from RefSeq and is a predicted model, not a curated record. Gene Ontology annotation, molecular function: enzyme regulator activity; calcium ion binding. The coding region runs from base 1 to 447 and encodes 148 amino acids. The transcript has 5 exons.